This is a messenger RNA of Poecilia reticulata (guppy), 3426 nucleotides long. RefSeq lists its product as uncharacterized. Lineage: Eukaryota; Metazoa; Chordata; Actinopteri; Cyprinodontiformes; Poeciliidae. The record is from RefSeq and is a predicted model, not a curated record. Gene Ontology annotation, molecular function: metal ion binding.
GCUGCUCCUGUUUCCGAGCUGGUUGUCCACUCUCCGCCUCUCCCCGAGAACAUGAUGCCAAACUGCAAGAAUUCAACGCGACUCACUGACUUCUUCAACAGAAAUAGCAGCUGAGCGGGAUUCUGGAUUUAAAUCUGCAGGAAAGGCCUGGGUACGUGCUGUGGUGGAAAAUUGGCUCCGGUAGCAGACUUUCCAUGACUGUUAUACUGAUUGGUUAGUGAUCUGUAGUGGAAAUUAAAAAGAAAGAAAUUUUCCUCUGGUGACUCAGCACGUCGGUACAGGAUGUGAUCUGUCAGCAAAAACAGUCCAUUCAUAGAGGCACAUAAUGGGUAUUUGUAAUGGAGAGGAAAACAUUUUAAUCAACUGUGGUAAAAAGAAGAAACAUACAUUCACACGGUUCUACGAGGAAAAUGACAUGAGCCGAGUCCAGUGCACAUAUGGCGUGUAUGACUAGAACCCCUGACCCUUUCAAAGAAAGGAUCUAGUUCGUAUCCCCUUUAAGAAGACGAUCUCUGUGAGUCUGUACAAAGUUCCUCUUGGUGAUACUCUCUGAUCUGACAAAACAUUUCAGUUGUUUCUACCAGCCUGUAAGGCUUUCCUAAAUUGACAAUAGGCAAAUUAGAGACAAUAAACAACAUGAGUAAGUGAUUAAAAUUGUUGGACAAAUUCUUAAAUUACAUUAUUUGCACUUUUUUCAUAGAAUGUCAGAAAAAAACAAGCACACUAAAACCUCAAUAGUGAAUUCAACUAAUACUCAAAAGCGGAUAUAGUAAAUAUAGUGCUUUGUGAAAAUGUACAGCUUAAACCUUCUGAUAACAUUUCAACCUCAAACAUAAAAUCAUAGAUUUUAUGAUAGAAUGACAAAAGUAGUGUGUAAUUGCAAAGUUGGGAAAAAAGGUUUUAAAAGUUUGAUCAAUAGAAAUUUAAAGUUUCAUGUGCAUUUAAAUUUUCAGUACUUUGUAAAAACCACCUUUUGCUAUAAUUGCAUCUUAAUCUUUCUCUGUUUACCCAAACAUUUUGCACAUCUAACAAUUUGAUAUGUUGCCCAUAUGUUCUUCUUUAAAAAAAAAAAAAAAAAGUCAAGCUCUCCUAACGGUCUGUAAAUAGCAAAUUCCAAGUCUUUCCACAGAGUCACAGUUCUGUGCACAAAUAAUAGAUGUCCUGACAGUGGAUUCUCUCAUCUGAGCUCCUCUAGAGUUACCCUUGGCCUCCUGGCUGCUUCUCUGCAUUAUCACUUUGCUAUUCAGCCUGUUGGGAGCCUAACCAAUAUUCCAAUAAACCUCUCUACUUCUUAAGCUUUUUUUUAAAUACUAUUUUUCUCUAAUUUUGUCAAACAUGAAACCUCCAAAACCUUGACAAAACUAAGAAUAAAUUAUUGGCAAUUUUACUAAUACUGUGACUUCUGAAGAUGGUUGAAAUAGAUUUUAAAGUGACGGAGUUUACACAGAUAUACACACCAUGGUUCUCAGAUGUUAUUUGUAAAAAAGAAUUGAAAAUCAUUUUAUUUUCUCUACACACUGAUGCGCUGCUACAUACUGACUUAUCACUAUCACAUCAAUAAAAUAAAUAGAAAUUUGUGGAUAGUAAAUUAACAAGUUAAAAUGUGUGAGGGUGUAGGAAUGUGGAUAUUUUUGCAACUCUUUUGCAAUUAUUUGGGGAGAAAAUAAUAAGCAAGUGUAUUUAGUUUUGCUUGGUUUAAGGAGUGCUACACCACGCCCUUCCAGUAGGUGUCAGUGCAGAUGCCCAGUAGAACGUAAAUAACAGAAAAGCUACAUAAUCUGCUGCUCCAGCUACACUUCCCAUAGCAAACAGCUUGGACGCAAAACGGUAAAAGAAAUGAUUGUACGUAUUUCAGCGAGGCUAUUUUCAUAGAUUAAAAUAUUAAAGUGGGUAGCAGCUAUUCUGGUACAGAAUUGUUGCUGUUCUAUCCUGAAACCGACCUCAUAUGCUAAUGCUAACAAGCUAGCUCCAGUAUGAACUCGCUGGUUGGUUAUGGAGUUUCCUCCAGCAGUGAUGAAGAGGAGGAAGACGUAAACAGCAGGAAAGCUGACUUUCUUCAAGAUGAUGCCGCUGUCAAAAAGAGCCGCAACUUCUUACUGGAGUCUGGCUCGGCAUCCAGUGAGUCGGACUCUGAGGAUCAUCAGCCCUCAUCAUCUCAUCCUCAAACGCUAGGCUCCUCAGCACCCUCCCGGCCCAUCCUGCCUCCACCCCACUUAGACUCCGUCACCCCUAAAAAGUUACCUCCACCUUCUCUAAACGCCUCGUCUGACAGCAGCGUGUUCACCAACCCAUUCAAAGCACAGGCCGACCAGAAGCUCAGUGCUUUACAGAAACACGUUCCGCUCACCAUGCAGGCAAGACCCUCCCAGAUAGGAGGCAAAAAGGUCUGUGUUUCCUACAGGAAGGACGGAAGGUGCAGGUUUGGCAUCAAAUGCAAGUUUGCUCACGACAGUGACCUCCAGACGGCGGUGAUUCCCAGCGACUCUCAUUCAUCUGUGAGUGAGGAGACACCAGAACCGGUGGGAGGAUCCCAGAGCUUUCGGCAGGAAUCAAAGGGAAAAGAGGCUGAGCAGCAGAUGAAGAAGAGGAAAGUUGGACUGAGUAACUCUUUGAUUCCCCCUAAAAGAGCACUGAAGCAAUAUACAAUGCAGAGAGACAGAGAGCGUAUUAAUAUGUCCUGAUGACGGGUUUAUCCACUGGGAGUAACUAGUUUUGUAAAUGUUUAUGUCUUAAAUUGGUAAUGGAGCCAGAGUUCUGGACUAGACAUCAAUACUGAUGUCCAUUUGUCGCUGUAUUAAUUUUUCUCCGUUACACACCGACCAAUUUGUCGUCCUUUCCUGUGAAUAUAGGCAUACACUGGUUACCAGUAUUGCUUGAAAACCAUGUAGAUUUCCAUUCUAACCGUUAGGUCUUUUAGAGAUAUGCAAGAAAAAACUGCAUGCAUCAAAAUUAAUAAAAAGGUUACAUAUUUUCCGUAAGGGUAUCUUAUAGCAACAAUAAUUUUAAUAAAACUUUCAGAUCAAAAUGUAUUUUAAAUCUUUGUAUGAAUCACCUGCAAGGACCUGUAGUAGCGAACAAGGUUUUAAGUCACGAGUUUGAUCUAACACAGUGCUGCCUCUUCCUUAUGUAAUGCUGUGCACUGUUGGUCAGCUGGCUGAAAUCAAACUUCCAACACUUCUCAGUUAAGAGAUAUUAAAAGCCUAAGAAACACAACUCUUACUACAGGAAUGCUGUCUGUUAAUCUGCAGGCUAGUAAAAUGAGAAGAUGGAUCUAACAAUUAGCUAAUUUAAUUCUUACAAUUGUUUAUAUAUGAGGAACAAAAUAAGCCUCUUCUGCUUCAUUCCAGCAUGUGUUUAUGCAUUUUUGCUUACAUUAAUGUAUCAGAAUUAACAUAAAUGUUGUCAAUGACUUUUGUAGCAGUAAAA